Messenger RNA from Microplitis mediator, 3361 nucleotides. Its product is annotated as leucine-rich repeat and guanylate kinase domain-containing protein-like. Bases 40 to 2286 code for a protein of 748 amino acids. Gene Ontology annotation, molecular function: protein binding. The record is from RefSeq and is a predicted model, not a curated record. NCBI's taxonomy places the organism in Eukaryota, Metazoa, Arthropoda, Insecta, Hymenoptera, Braconidae. The transcript is spliced from 8 exons.
CGAUUAAAAUUCUCUACAAAACUGACGAGAGAAAACAGAAUGCAACACACAUUGCAAAACAAAUGGAGUUGUUAUGCGCUCGAUAGUUAUCUAUGGGAUGAAUAUAAUGCCCCAAUAAUCAAAAUAUCAAAGUUGUCAUCAAUGGAUAUAAAUGAAUGUGGAGGCCGAGGAAUUUUGUCUGAUCAAAUAAUUGGAGCGUAUUCCAGUUUUUUGACAAUACCUACAACCCAUCGUUAUGUUACAACUAAAUGUGAUUUAACAAAAUUGAAUUUGAUAAACAUCGCUGCUCUUCGAAAAUAUCAUUAUCUACAAUAUAUAGAUCUAACGCACAACAAUUUAACAGAUCUAUCACCAUUAAGUGAAAUCCCUUAUCUUCUAUAUUUAAACGCAUCACACAACAACCUUGAAGACAUUUCGAAGUUCAGACCACCACGAUAUUUAACUUAUUUAAAUUUAUCACACAAUAAUGUUACAUCGAUGAAAAGUUUAGAAAGUUUCUGGAGUAUUAUCAGUUUAGAUCUUUCGCAUAACUUUAUUAAGAAAAUUCCAAAACUGCAUAAUCUUAGAUAUUUAAAAUAUUUAAAUCUCUCGUACAAUGCAAUUGAGUAUGUACAAAACUUGGAGUACUUGAAUAUUCAAGAAUUGAAUUUAGAGUUUAAUUGUGUGAAAAAAUUUAUAUUUACUGAUUUAGAUAAAAGAAAGAAUGCAUUCAUAAAUUUAAAAAUCUUAUUAAUUAGUCAUAAUAAUAUAUCAUCUUUGAAAUUUUUCCGAAACAUAUAUUGUUUACGUCUUGUUGAUUUGAAGUCCAACAAAAUAGUAGACUUAAUGGAAAUAUCUCAUUUAAGUAGUUUAGUCUAUGAAAUAGACUUGAGAGAUAAUCCGUGUACUAAGUGGCCAAACUACAAAGAAGUUGUUAUAUUUUCAAUGCCUAGUGUAAUUUUUAUUGAUAGGAUCGAAGUAACAGAUUCAGAAAGGGUUUCAGCAGCUAUUACAUUCAAUCCACCGAUAAAAUUAUUAGCAUCCCGUGGGCUUACUCAACUUACUUUAUUAGAGCAAUUGAAUGUACCGAAAAUUGAUAACAGUAUUAUUUCUUAUGACGAACAGAACCCACCUUUGAUAAUACUUAAUGGACCAUCGGCUGUAAAAAAAUUAGCAUUAGGUCUGCAUAUAUCAUCAGAAAAAUUUAAUAAAAUGAAAUACUGUCGUAGCCAUACAACAAGAAAAAUUUCUACUCAUGACAAUGAGAAGAAAGCCUAUCAUUUCGUUGACAGAGAAGAAUUCAAUAGUAUAGCUCGAAAUGGAGAGUUUUUAACAAUUGAAGAACUUGUAGGUGAUAGUUAUGGAUUCCAUAGAAAUGAAAUUGCUGAAUUAAAAAAAGAAAACAAAAUUGGCAUUACACAAAUGGAUUUGUUAGCAGCAAUACAAAUGAAAGUUCGAUAUCCACAAGUUAAACUAAUACUGGUCCUUACUAAAAAUGAGGAGAUUCAUCGACAAUGGAUUGAAGAUAAAUUUCGUAUUUUUGAAUGGAUUAAAGACAGUAUUGAAAAUUUAUGGGCGUUGACAGCUAACAAACAGAAACAUGUUAGCAAUGCAUAUUCGACAGCCAAUAAAAAUAAUAUCAUAUCGAGUCUUAUCGAUGACAUUAUUACUAGAAUCGAUAUACCUUCCCAUUCAAUGGACAUACAAUCUCACAAUUCAAAAAGCGUGAUACAGAAUGUAAUAUCCCAAAAUGAAUCAAUGUUACAAAAGUUAACGACAAUAUCAUAUAAAUUAUCAACAAAAAAAAAAUAUAUUACAAUUAUUAAUCCACAAUCUUUUCAAAAAAGUUUACAUCAAAGUUCAUCUACAGAUGACUUAUCAAAUUCGACCAAACGAAUCAGAAUGCCAAGUCAAGAAUAUUCUCAAAAAAAAGCUGGUAAAUUAUUAUCUGGAGAAAAAUUCAAGUCCAUUGAUAAUUCGUUCGAUAGAUCAUUACAAACCUAUGAUAAUAUCAAAGAUCCUAAGAACCUUAUGAAUGAAUAUGUUGAGAGUAUUAUAAAAUCAAGACAAAUAUAUCUUGACCAACAUUUAAAUAACCCAGGAUUUUAUUCAUUAGUGUUAUACUCAGAUGAUUUUGAUGGGGCUGUUAAAUCAUUGAAACAUUUUAUUAAUCGUCAAUUCAAGCAUUCUACAUUUAAGAAACCACGUCAAAGACCUGAAACUGAUCACACAAAAUAUUUUACUACUAGUACAAUAGAUGAAAUAAUUAACGAAUUAAGAAGAACGAAGAAAUCCAUAAAUAAUUAAUAUUUUAAUUUCGGAAAAAUAAUAUAAAGUAUAAAUUUUAUAAAGUAGACAAAUCUCGACAUCUCGAAAACUAAGCUACUUACAACAAAGAUUUAAAUGGUGAAAAGAAAAAUUUACAAGUGGAAAACACAUUGCGCGACUAUCAAUUGCCAUCCAGUCCUCAGACUAGCUAACAGAACACUUUGUUUUUUUUCUGCGUCGAAAAAAAAAAACAGAUCUCCAGAAUUGUUCUCCUAUACUCGUAUAAAAAUACUUUUUCGUAAUCACGUAAGUAUUCAGAGUUAACGUAAUUAUUGCUUUUUCGAUCGUACAUGGUUAUUUAUUUUUAAUUCUUAUCGAAUUUUUAUAACUUAUCUUUUACUUUGUUGCCUCACAUAGGGCUAGUUCAGUAAGGCGCGCUAAAUGUAAUAAAUGUGUACAAAAUGUUAGUCUAAUCUAUAUGUUUGUAUCAAUUGUGAUAGUGACAAAAAUAGUGACACGGACGAUAAUCCGACGACAAAUGAUCCGUGACAAAACAUCCGCAACAUUUAAUCCGUGGAUAAUUGAUCUGCCGAUAAUUUAUCCUUACACUAAUUGAUCCAAAUGACAAUUAUGGUGUAUAAGAUUACCAUUAACUCUUUCAAAUAUUUUAAUUCCGAAAAUUUUCUAAUAAGUAAUAGUCUGAUUUGGAUACGUAUCAUCGUCUGAUUUUCUUUGAAAUGGUACAGUAUUAUUGCAAGUGCAUGGGUUUAUAUAUUUUAUAUGUCCACGCAAACAAAACCCCUGAAAGAAAAUCACCGUACUAUUUCAAGCGUAUAGGUUUAUAUAUUUAAGUUUAUAUAUUCAAGAAAUUUUGUCGAUUGUUGAUUUACAUGUAUGAGGUAUCUUUGGAUGAAUUGUCUUAAGGAUUAUUUGUCCGUGGAUAUAAUGUCGUGUGGAUCGAAUGUCUCGCGGAUCCAAUGUCAUCGGAUCAAAUGUCGCAGAUCAUAUGUCUUUGGAUCAAUUGUUACGUAACCGACAGAAAUGAUUAAUAAUUUAAGAUUGCAAUGUUCGAUCAUACUCAAAAAAUAAAGAUGAGUUACUAUAGAAUUAUAAA